Messenger RNA from Lindgomyces ingoldianus, 480 nucleotides. RefSeq lists its product as uncharacterized. NCBI's taxonomy places the organism in Eukaryota, Fungi, Ascomycota, Dothideomycetes, Pleosporales, Lindgomycetaceae. The transcript is spliced from 2 exons. The coding region runs from base 1 to 480 and encodes 159 amino acids. The record is from RefSeq and is a predicted model, not a curated record.
AUGCGUGGCCUAAUUUUGAAGCUUCAAGACCAACAGGAACAAAGUUCAGCAUCUCCAUCUCCAGGCUUCCUACGGAAGCAGAUCAACACACCUAGGAAAUUGGAUUCCCAGAGCACUCUGAUUUUUAGCAGAGUGUCUGUGAGUGAAGCCAUUGCAAUGGCAGGAUCCGCUAAGGCAAUUAGACGGUGCCCUAUGCUGGACAGAAAAACUCAAGGUCUUGCGGGAUAUGCCUCGACUGUCGACUAUGACCUUCUCAAAAAGUCAUCAAAAGUUUCGUAUACACCCUACCUGGUCACAUUGCUUCUAGAAAGACCAGGAAUUGCCACCGCAUACACAGGAGAACAAGUGAAAUCCUUUCUGGAUCUGGCUAUCAACGACAGUUUUGUAGCCAUUGUUCGAAAAGAAGAAUUAGCAAUCUGUGUUGAAUCCGCUGCUACGAAGCCUCCAAGCAAUUGCUGGGCAUUUCCCGCUUCCGGUUAA